CCUCAGUCACACACGGACUCUCAGGUGAUUUACCCUGAACCUGUCUCACCUGUCUGACUUCACCUGGCCGUCGUCGUUCUGAGGACUCGCUCAGCAGCAACAACAUGGAGUCACGAGAGGAGGAGCCUGAUGAGGAAACACAGAGAUCGUUUCUGAAAGCCAAAGCUGCUGAGAGCAUCCGAGCAGCCAACAGCACGACAGAUGAUACGACCUCUGCGACCACGGCGACAGCUGUGAGCGCCACGUCUGCUGCAGACGGUCGAUCAGACGACGAGGAAACGGGGGACAAACCGCUCAUCUCCACGCCACGUACAGAGCGGUCAGCAGAUGAGGAGGAGGAAGAAUGUGGGGGGCCAAUAUCUGUUGGAAAUGAGGAGGCUGAACAAGGCGAUGCGUGUAAGGAGGAAGACGAGGAGGCAGAUGAACUGCAGCAGGUGUCUGAUGCCCAGCCAGGCGGUGGCGACUCGGAGGAUAAAUCACUGACAGCCACGAGACAGAGACCGGCUCCUCCCAGCACUCUAGCUUUGACCAGCCCACCACAAGCGAAGAAGAAAGUCCUGGUGGCUCCGACUCUCAGUCUGUCAUUAGGUCGCAGCGGCUCCAUGGUCUCUGAUGACCUGCCUUCUGUCUUCCUUUCCCCCUCCCCUGAAGAUGAAGACGACCAAGCACUCGACUUUGAUCUAGAUGCUCUAGAGACGCCCUCAGACAGCGAAUCGCUGCCCUUCCCAAUGUAUGACCUGGACCUGGAAGAUGACCUGCGGCGUCUUGGUGUUGCCUCAGGCCACCACAGAGGUCACAGCUCUGACCCACAGACUGGUUGCCUGAUGGAAACAGACCAGAGCGGACUGGGUUUUCUGGAAAGGGAGGAUGUGGUGGACAGCCAUGGCACCAGGUGGCGCUGUUUCACUACAGGUGACCCUCCACAGGAGAGCCGGGUCAAUAUGAGCGUCCUGGAGCCGUUCCUCAGGGUGCUGUCUCAUGGAGGUUACUAUGGAGAUGGCAUGAAUGACAUCAUCGUGUUUUCCUCCUGUUACCUGCCAGAAAACUGUCUGGAGAACUACCAGUAUGUGAUGGACAAUCUGUUCAGGUUCGUGGUGGGCACUCUGGAGCUGAUGGUGGCGGAGAACUACGUGAUCGUGUAUCUCUGUGCUGGAGGUCAGAAGGACAAACUGCCAGGAAUCAGCUGGCUCAGAGAAUGCUACACCACCAUCGACCGCAGGUUGAGGAAGAACUUGAAGGGUUUCUAUGUGGUUCAUCCCACCUGGUACAUUAAAGCUCUCAUCACCAUCAUCAAGCCCUUCAUCAGCACCAAGUUCAGCAGGAAACUUCAGUUCAUCAGCAGCUUAAAGGAACUUUCUAACGUCAUCCCCACUGAGCAUGUUCAGAUCCCAGACUGUGUCAAGCAGUAUGAUGACAGCCUGUCCAGGUGAGACUCCAGGUGGCGCUGCAGAGUCACGUACAUGUUUCUCUGACAUCCAGCAGGAUCGUAUGCACUGUGUCAGCAUUUGGGCUUCCUGAGAGAAUCGCCGUCACUUCAAGACUUCUAACUUUAUUGACAGUCUGUGUGGUGAACAGUGUUAAUGGGUCCAACAUCUUUAUGCUGUUGCAGUAUGAGCCAGGAAAGAACAAGUGUCCCCUCAGAUACAUGACUUCAUUUUAACUGAAACAUUUCCCACAGUUACAACCUGGUUCGUAGAACUUAUUAUUAGGACAAAAGCACAAUGAUGUAAAAUGAACAGCAGGUUCAGUGCGUCCUCAGAACAACACGCCAACAUUCAUACAAAAAAGUGUUUUUGAGCCAGAACUGUCAGAGAUUUCAACGUUGGAUAUUCUGAAUCAAAGGGUUUUAUUUUAUAAAUGUGUUUUUAAGGUUUGUAACACAUUUCCUCCAACUUUCAGUGUUUUCUGUCAGAGUUGAACCUUCAACCGUGUCUGCAGUCAGGGUUGCCUUACAGUGCUGCUAAAUAAACUCACAAUAGCUCCACAA
Messenger RNA from Neolamprologus brichardi, 1987 nucleotides. Lineage: Eukaryota; Metazoa; Chordata; Actinopteri; Cichliformes; Cichlidae. The record is from RefSeq and is a predicted model, not a curated record.